Dentiscutata erythropus is the source of this 245-nucleotide messenger RNA. The record is from the annotation of a GenBank genome assembly. NCBI's taxonomy places the organism in Eukaryota, Fungi, Glomeromycota, Glomeromycetes, Diversisporales, Gigasporaceae.
AUGAUGUUUCAAUUCAACCUAAAAAAAAAUGUCAUGGUGAAUCUAUUCCAGAUCCAGUUUGGGGUUAUUUUUUUGUUGGAGAACACACAGGAGAGUGUCAUUAUGAAUUGUGGAGAAAUAAUGUAGCUGAAGAAGAAAAAACUGUUAAACAAAAACACAAAAUUGAGAAUAAUAUUAAACCAAAUAUUGAAGUAAUAACAGAAGAAAAGCAAAGAGAAAUUGAUUGUUCUAUUUUAAAAGUUUGG